CGCACCUGGUGCGUUUAUUGUUUUACAGCCCAACCGAGAGAGACGGUGAAACUGUAAACAAGCGCAGCGCCUGACGUCGAUGGACACGCACACAACCAGGAAGACAGGUGUUAUUUUCCCAACCUCCCGCCCACUCUGCCGAAAUAGUUAGGAGGAGGCUUUGCGAGCAGGUAGACGAACUUUGGAGCCGUAUAACUUUUUUAAAAAGGCAACUCCACGGAGUGACUGCAAUAGCCACACUUCCACAGAUCUUUGCAGAGAUUUAUGGUCUUUACUGCGGGUAGAGAGCCUGCCAUGGAAAAAGACAAAGAAAAACAAAGGCCUCCUCAUGGUCAGCUGAUUUCUGUGCCUCCCCGGGAUACAGCCCGUCUCCUGGAGAUGUACGUCAAACGUAGCCUCAGUCUAAAUGAUGGUACGCAUGGGCUUAAAGCUGCUGGGAGGAAAGAAAAAUGGGUGACAAUGCCAAAAAAAUCAAGACGGCAUUCGAGUGACCCCUCCCUUCACCUGGCCCCUUCACUUGAGCAUUCAGACGAUGGAGAAAUUGAUACGUUCGCUCCAGUCGAGCCUGUACCAAAACCUGAGAAAUGUCCUGAGGAAUCAGAGAAACCAACAAAAAUAUCAAAGAAGACCAAGAAAACCUCAUUUUGGAAAAAUAUACUUGGCUUUUUCACCCGGAAGGGCAAUGAGGACAAAGAUGACGAGCAGGAUACUUCAUCGGACAAGUCCAGUACCUCUAACACCGCAAUUACCUGCCUGCCCGUGACUCCAGUCACCUUACCAAAGAAGCCUCUAAGAAGAAAGUCCCUAAAAAGAAGAUUCUCAAAAAGGCCACUAUCUCUGAUAAAAUCAAAUAGACCUGUUGACAUCACUGGGGUUGAAGCUGUCAUCAGCGUAGCACCAACAGACUCUUAUUAUGAGAAGGUGUCAGAGGAACUGGAAAAAAUUGUCCAUGAGGUCAAAGAAAAAGAGGAAGUUGUAUCUCUUUCAGAUGAGGAGAUAAUUAACAGGAUCAUUGCUCUGACAAAGGAACAGGGGGAUGCCAUAGAGCUCAAGCUGAAAGAUAACCCCACCCUGAGCAACUUCUUCCAGCAAAUGACCUACUCUUCCUUCCAGAAGCUUGCUGAUGCAUAUGUUGAGAAAGAAGCCUCACCAGCCCAAAAACCUCCCACCGUCUUACCAACAGCACCUGAGCUGGUCAAACUGGCCUUCACACUCGACUUCACGGCCAGGAUAGCCGGGCUUUCCAAGCAGAAUACAGGGCACAUUACCGGUCUGGGAAACCGUUAUCUACGGGACCGAUUUGAAUACAGACAGGUAUGCACAGAUCAUCCAUGGUCUGACAGUGAUGACUGAGAAGCAGCCAUGCAGAAACACAACUGCAUGACAUUCUGACAACUUCUAGUAGUUUGUGAAACGUCCCAUGCACCGGUUUCUCUUUGGAAGUAAUAUUUUAACAGACUUGCAUCAUCCUUUACAUAACUUUUUUUUUUUCUUUUCUCUGUUUUGUGAUUGAGUGCUUGUGAAACUGUUGCAACAGGAUGACUGUUGAUAAAACAGUUUGGCAAGUAUAAAUAUAAAGAGAAGUGUUGUCUUUCACAUGCAAGUUCAACUGAGAUAUUAGUAAACUACUAAACCGUACUGCAUUAGCUGGUUUCACAAACCAAAAAAAAAGCUGUGACAUGUUGCCAGGUUGAAUUGUGUGUGUUGAUUUGUAAUAAUGUGAAAGAGCAGUGCAAUAAUAUUUAAUGUUAAUAAGCUAGACAACUUGCAAUCUUUUUAAAUUUUCUUUUGUAACCUAAAGUAUGACUGAUGAUUGUUUUCAUGAAUGCUGGCAUUCAUAUUAAAUACUAAAAAGAUAUUUAUAUUUCUGGUUUUUGCCCUUGAGAAUUACUGUAUAUCUACAGCCACUGUCAGGCUUAAUUUACUUUCAGGAUGAUCAUAAACAAAGCAACACAAAAAUCGAGACUUGCAUGGGCCUUAACUUGUUGGGGAAAUAAUUGUUGUGAACAUUAUUCCAGGCAAUCCAUUAUUCUUCCUCCACCCAUUAAAUAGAAAGUGAACACAAAUGGAAUGAAUGAAACAUCACCCUGAGUCUAAUACGUAGCUGCACAAACUUGUUUAGGAGUUCACUUCUCACUUCUUAACCUUUGAAUUCAGGUAUUUUCAGUCCCACUGCCACAGGUGCAUAAAAUCAAGAACCUAACUAUGCAGUUUGCCUUUACAAACUUUUGAAAGAGCUCACUGAAUUUGAGCAUGGUACUGUAAUAGGAGUUGCUCUUGUAAGUAGUGUAUAGGUGGCCCAGUAGUUUUGUACAGUAUAACAGGUGGCAGGUUGCUUUUAGACACUACCCCAUGUCAAGAGGUCAAAAGUCAGAAAGACUGAGAAGCACUUUUCUGACAUAAAUUGAACAAGUUAAAGAAAUGAAAAGACCUCGAUUCAGCCACAUCUUUGUGUUUUGCUAAAAUAGCCUGAAGCAUAGGACAACAUAUUUUAAAAGCGGUGCAACCCUGACAGUGAAAUUGAUUUGUUAAAGCUGCUGCAACUAUUCAUAAAGUGUGUUUUCAUCAGCUAAAUGCUUUGCAAAAAAUUAUAGCAUUCUCAAAGUAAAAAAAAAAAAAUUACAUUUACAGUUCAAAGUGUAUAAAUAAUGUUGUAUAGACGCUGCUUGAUAGAAUUUAUAAUAUAUUUGGAACAAGCAAAGAGACAAGCAAAUAUUAGAUGGAAUUUAACACAAUUACAUGAUUAAGACUUACAGUGCUAUGAACUCAAGGGAUUUUGUGCUGAGCUCUACUGAAAACAGUAAAAUGAACUGCAUGGUGAUCAUAACUCUACCAAGACGUCCUGACUCACUGCUGUGUGACACGAACCGCUGAAAUCUAAUUAUGUAAACCAUGAAGCAAAUUCCAUACACCCAUGUUAAUUCUUUAAUUUCAAAGGCAGCAUUAAGAGCUUAAUUUGCUUACUUAGUGACCUAAAUUCAGGUAAGUCACAUAAGGUAAAAACAUGAUGUGGAAGAUGGCAGGUAGUGGAAACUUUUAAAGAUAUAACUGUCAUAUAUUGACAUGUAAUGUGUGUUUGUUUUUUCUUUCCUUUUUUGUGUAAUUUAAGUAUUUAUAUGUUUGUCAAAUGAUACAAAUAAAGGCUUUUUUUUUAAAGAAAGAAAGAAAAAUCCAGGUCAC
Archocentrus centrarchus (flier cichlid) is the source of this 3180-nucleotide messenger RNA. RefSeq lists its product as uncharacterized. The coding region runs from base 265 to 1353 and encodes 362 amino acids. The transcript has 6 exons. The record is from RefSeq and is a predicted model, not a curated record. Gene Ontology annotation, biological process: regulation of extrinsic apoptotic signaling pathway. NCBI's taxonomy places the organism in Eukaryota, Metazoa, Chordata, Actinopteri, Cichliformes, Cichlidae.